Molecule: messenger RNA, 854 nt
Organism: Cucurbita moschata (crookneck pumpkin)
Lineage: Eukaryota; Viridiplantae; Streptophyta; Magnoliopsida; Cucurbitales; Cucurbitaceae
Product: protein FAM32A
Exons: 3
Coding region: 214-636 (140 amino acids)
Cellular component (GO): nucleolus
Source: RefSeq, a predicted model, not a curated record
CUUAAUUGUGCUGCGAGUAGUAGGUCGGAGUGGUUUGGAACGAAAUUUGUGUACCCACUUUCCGUUCGUAGCAACGAGGGAGAACAAGAGCAUCUUUUAUCCAUGAUAUGAAAGUAAUUGAAGCAAAUUGAAAUCUGCGUGGUUGCUAUUGUUGAAUCUCGUCCUCAGAAGUGGAGAGAUUUUCUUAGGUCUUCCAGGUUUGAUUCUGAAGCAAUGUCUUCCUACGAUAAUGUUGUGGGUGGGAAGUUGAAGCUUAAAGGGAAAGCUCUUGAUGUGAAAGUAGGUGGGGUGAAGAAGAAAAAGAAACUUAAAAAGCAUCAAGAUCAAGCAUCUCGAGAACUGGAAAACGAGCAUCCGGCAGGCGGGAGUGCUGCAAGUGGUGAAAUACCCGAUGAUGCGAACGAGGAGGAAGAAAUAGAUGAGGCGAACAAGUCAACGGAGGAUGGAAAGGUUCCUCAUUACGAUGACCAUCUAACACCAGCGGAAAAACGUUACAUCGAACAGAAGGAGAGAAUUGAUGUUCAUAGACUGGCGAAGAAAGCAAAUAAAUCACAUCGUGACCGGAUCCAGGACUUCAAUCAAUAUCUGGCGAACAUGAGUGAGCAUUAUGACAUUCCCAAAGUUGGUCCCGGCUGAUCCAUCCCUUCUUUAUUUUGGAUUUCGUGGUCACUCUGGAUUGCUUGCUUGCUGAUAUGCCAGGCUAUAUUGUGUUAUUGUUAACGGAAGGAACAAACCCAAACCCAAACCCAAACCCAAACCCUUUUUAUUUGUGGAUGCUGUCUACUUUGUUGUUCUUAUGAAUAUGGAUAUUGAGACUUCAGUUUGAAAUCUGCAUCUUUACUGCUUUCCUCUCA